AACUCAAUAAGUAGGCUCUCUAAUUCCAUACAUAGGUAUAGAUUUUUUGUAGCUGGUAACCCUGCAUUGUAAAUUCCAAGUUCCAACAAAAAUAUGUCCGACAUUUGAUCGUGACCUGUGUGAUUACAUCAAAGUAAUAGGUGUACAUACAAACGAUAUGAUAUCAUUUUUCUCGAAGCUCUCCCUGAACAACACGCCAAAACCACCCGUGGAGAUCGCCAAGCCAGCUUAUAUGGACAAAAGUGCGACAUUAGAGGAGCUAGGCUACAGGGACGAGAAUGACUUGAGAGAAACAAUUUACGACUUUUUGCGGACGAUACGGGACCCAGAAAAGCCGAGUACGCUUGAAGAUUUGAAGGUGGUGUACGAAGAAGGUAUCUUUGUGAAGGAACCUACUGCUGACAAAGUUCCCGUGUUGCGAGUAGAGUAUAAUCCAACCGUGCCUCAUUGUUCGUUGGCGACACUAAUUGGGCUGUGUAUAAGGAUCAAGAUUUUGAGGUCAAUCCAUCAUCCGGUGAAGCUUGACGUGUAUAUAAAGAAAGGCGCGCAUACCACAGAAGAUGAAAUCAACAAACAGAUCAACGACAAAGAGCGGAUCGCAGCCGCCAUGGAGAAUCCAAAUUUAAGGAACCUAGUCGAAAACUGCAUAGCUGACGAGGAAUAACAAAUACACCUAAUAAAAACAACAAACAUGGCACCCGAAGUGGCUUUUUCUAACAUAAAUGACAAGAAUGAAUUUACUAAAUUCACAAAAUUCUUAGCUUAUAAAGGCGUUCAAGUUAUUGUAGAAUCGAGGAAGGGGUGUAAAAAUAGAUCCUAAUAGUAAACCAAGAUCAUCAGACACUGAUUGGUUCAAUCUUCAAAUACCAGACUCUCCAGAGGUUAACCAGGCAACUAAGAAUGCAUUGCCUUCAGACAAGGUGUUAGAGAUUAUCAAAGCCCAACUGCACGUGGAAAUAUCAGUACAAACCGAGGAUGGCGAUGAAAUGGUUUUGGAGUUGUGGACCCUUGAACUUGACGAAACUCAGUUUGACACUUCUGUUAAAGCCACGAACACAGUUUACUUCAGAA
Messenger RNA from Manduca sexta (tobacco hornworm), 1071 nucleotides. RefSeq names its product MIP18 family protein galla-1 (gene galla-1). The transcript is spliced from 3 exons. The record is from RefSeq and is a predicted model, not a curated record. Lineage: Eukaryota; Metazoa; Arthropoda; Insecta; Lepidoptera; Sphingidae. The coding region runs from base 158 to 664 and encodes 168 amino acids.